Leptinotarsa decemlineata (Colorado potato beetle) is the source of this 2490-nucleotide messenger RNA. It is a transcript of the gene IntS9, whose product is annotated as integrator complex subunit 9. Gene Ontology annotation, biological process: snRNA 3'-end processing. Lineage: Eukaryota; Metazoa; Arthropoda; Insecta; Coleoptera; Chrysomelidae. The record is from RefSeq and is a predicted model, not a curated record. Gene Ontology annotation, cellular component: integrator complex.
UGAGGUUAUGUUCGUGAUUGUAAACAUUUGUUGUUAAAUAUAGGAAUACACUACUUACUAGUAUUCCUUUACAAUAUUUCAGGUGUAUCGAUACUCUAUAAACCAAAAUAGUGAACUUUUAUGACAUGACAAGCAAUAUCUAAGUAUUGUAGAGAAAAAUUUUCCCUAAAACUCUGACAAGAUGAAGCUGUAUUGCUUGAGUAAUGACCCAAAUAAACCGUGUCACAUUCUCACAUUUCGAGAGAUAACAAUGAUGUUAGAUUGCGGUUUAUCUAUGCAGUCGUUGCUGAACUUCCUGCCCUUAUCCUUCGUUCCAUCAAAUAAGCUCUCAAAUUUGCCAAACUGGAUGCCCAGUGAUACUUCAGAUCCCGAUUUGGAAGGAGAACUCAAAGAAAACGGUGACCGGGUGUUUGUGGACUCGCCUCCUGAGUUUUGCCCUCCGCUGGAUAAAUUGAUUGACUUUUCACAAGUCGAUGUUAUUCUCAUAUCCAAUUAUUUGUGUAUGAUGGCUUUGCCUUUCGUCACAGAGGGAACUGGCUUCAAGGGACGAGUUUAUGCCACUGAACCUACACUACAAAUAGGAAGACUUCUGUUGGAAGAAUUGGUAGUGUACAUUGAACAGUGUCCAAAAUCUACCUUUGCCUCUCAGUGGAAGAAUUUUGUACACAAAUGUCCAUACCCAUUGAACGAAUCAUUCAAACCGAAGUCAUGGAGGCAUAUUUAUAACAUGAAGCAAGUGAACGCUAGCCUAUCAAGGAUACAAAUGGUUGGAUAUAACGAAAAAAUUGAUGUAUAUGGUGCCCUACAAGUCAUACCAGCCAGUUCUGGCCUGUGUUUGGGAUCCGCGAAUUGGGUGAUAAGUACAGAACACGAGAAAAUAGUGUACCUAAGCGGGUCGAGCACUUUGACUACUCAUCCUAGGCCUAUGGAUCACCACGCACUGAAAAAUGCAGAUGUUCUUAUAAUGACUGAUCUUACCCAGACCCCCAUAAGCAAUCCCGAUUCCAUGUUGGGGGUACUGUGUGUGGUUGUUGGACUAACUUUAAGAGGAGGGGGUAACGUUUUAAUACCGUGUUAUCCGACAGGAGUAGUAUAUGAUCUCUUCGAGUGUUUAUCUGGUAAGAUGCAGGAAUUGGGCGUAUCGAACUGUCCGAUGUUCUUCGUGAGCCCCGUGGCAGACAUGUCCUUAGCCUACUCUAACAUAUUAGCUGAGUGGUUGUCGUCUGUUAAACAAAAUAAGGUCUACGUUCCAGACGAACCUUUUCCGCAUGCCAUGCUGGUCAAAAGCAACAAACUGAAACAUUUUAAGCAUAUAUUUUCUGACGGCUUCAGUACGGAUUUUCAAGAGCCCUGCGUUGUUUUUUGCGGACAUCCUAGCUUGAGGUAUGGAGAUGUGGUACAGUUCAUAGAGCUGUGGGGGAAUAAUCCUAGGAAUUGUAUAGUGUUUACAGAGCCAGACUAUGACUACAUUGAAGCCUUGGCUCCCUAUCAACCUUUACAAAUCAAGGUUGCCCACUGUGCCAUAGACACUUCUCUGAAUUUCACCCAAGCCAACAAACUCAUCAAGGAUCUGAAACCGAAGACGCUCGUUGUUCCAGAAUGUUACACACAGCCGCCGGUCUCGGCACCAAAUUUGACUGAAUUGGUUAUCGGGAACCAUAUCGAAAACUGUUCGGUAAUCCCGUACAAAUGGGGCGAGGUGAUCAACUUACCUCUCAAAAGAAAACAGGGACAAGUUUUUGUUGAACCAAGCGUCGCUCAAAAAAUCGUUCCUGUUGAGAUUAAACCGGGAAUUAGUUUAUCUACUGUGACUGGUACCCUUAGCGUAAAAGACAAUGUGCACAAUAUUGAGGAAAUUUCUUCAGAGUCAAACACCAAUAAUGUGAUAAAGUAUGAGUGGGGAACUUUGAACGCUAAGGAUUUCGUUCAUAAAUUGUCACAAGAAGGAUUCUCUAAUGGCAAAGUGGAACCUUUGGGAGGGAACGUUGUGGUAAUUCAUCUGCAAGAUGAUGACGCUUUAAUUCAGUUAGAAGAUAACAGUACUCAUGUUGUGUGUAAUGGUGAUGAAACCCUAAGGACCAAAUUGCGUAAUGUAGUUAUGCAGUGUUUAAAGAAUUUUUAGUGAUUUAUAUUCAUUUUAUUUAUUUGUGUUAUAUUCAAUUCAAAUCCUUGAAUAUUAAUCAUAAUGAUGAAAUAUUAUAUUAGAUCUGAGGCAGUUAUCUCCUCUUUAACCAUAGAACUAAAAACCAGUUUCAGUUCUGUUUUCAAAGCACAAACAACACAACAAGCAUAGGACACAAAAACAUUAAAUUGUCGAAAGUGUCAAUACAAAUUUGUCGUUCAUAAGUAAAAAUGGCGACCCUUUAUGUCACUUGUCAAGUGGAUUGUAAAAGUAUCAACCCACUUAAGUCUUAUUACUUAGAAUACAAAUAAAAAAGUGUUUAAUUAAUAAUAUUACUAAUGAACUGUUAUAUUUGAUUGAAAAGGCAA